Brugia malayi is the source of this 1266-nucleotide messenger RNA. RefSeq lists its product as uncharacterized. Bases 1 to 1266 code for a protein of 421 amino acids. The transcript has 7 exons. The record is from RefSeq and is a predicted model, not a curated record. NCBI's taxonomy places the organism in Eukaryota, Metazoa, Nematoda, Chromadorea, Rhabditida, Onchocercidae.
AUGUUUAUCGGUGUGUCAGACUGGCUGCUAACAGUACUGUCUAUUGUGUUCACCCUGGUAUCCAUUGUUCAUUCCGGUUGUUACCAAAAGCAGUUAUGCUGCUUAGGACUUAAUUUUACUUGUAUCGGAAUCGACAAUGGAAUUGGUGAUAUACCUGUAAAAUUUCGUUGGCAAAGGUUGAAGAAAGAUCGAAAAGGCAAAUGGGAUCCUGCUGUUUAUAAUAGAAAAAUGAAACGAAACGAUAAAUUGACGUUGCGAGAAUUAAUUCCUUUGGAUGGUACAGGAUUUGGAGCGCUCAGUAAUCACGACUAUGGUCUGUUCGAUAAUUCCUUGAACAGUAAACGAGAACAAACUGAAACAGUAAAACUACCUAAUAAUACUACGGUAUCACCAUUUGUUCGUUAUCAACUCAUUUUCGGUCAGCCAUUUUACCCCAAAGGAGAACAGCCGGAAACAACACUUUAUUACCAACGCCACAAACUUAUUCGGUAUUCAUUACUGAAUCGUCAUAUUCCAUUAACAGUGAAGGAUUUGAGAAGUAUCGGAUGGCCAAAUGAUGUCACUAAGUUGACAUUUUUGGGAAAUACCGCCUAUGAUAAUUUAUGCUAUUGUGAUGAGAAGUGUGUGACAUUUGAUGAUUGCUGCUCCGAUUACUCAUUUGCAUGCCCAUCAUCUGAUUGUGCUGUAAGCGAAUGGUCAGCUUGGUCUCAGUGUAUUCCGGAUAAGGGAAGUUGUAGAACUGGUGUGCAAACACGAAAGCGUACCAUUGACAGGAAACCAAAGCACGGUGGAACUGAAUGUCCAUCAUUGGUCGAAAAAAUGAGCUGCUUUAAAGAAUGUCCACAACCGAGGAGGCGACACCAACCAGGAAUUACACCCGUAGCGCUUCUGCUGGAUUAUUCAUACAACAAAACACGUGAAAGAUUCAGUCGUAGCAAUAUUUACAAGAAAAUAAUUGAUAUAGGAAACAAUUUGCUUUACUACUGUGGAAUUUAUGAAUUGGGUUGGGUGAAUUCAAACUGCAUUGAUAAAAAAAUCGGUAUUAAGCUUUAUGCGAGCAAUAAUAUUUGUGUAGAAUGUCAGCCAGAAGCGCAACUGCACAGUAAUGCCAAUAAAUGCACAUCUGAUCUGAAUGACGGAGAAACUGGAUUCUGGAAAUUGAUCGGACCGAAAUCAUGCAAUGGUAUCUGGAAAAGGUUAUUCAGAACAAAUAAUUGUCGUUGUGAAAUAGAAUUUCCGAAGCAUGAUUCAUUUUUGUUUGUUUAA